AUGGCCAUGCUAGAACCAGUAGAAUAUCACAUUGGUCAUGAGUACAGAGUUGUAAUAACACAUUUUACUAAUCCAAAAAAUAUUUAUGUUCGCUCUGCUAUUUAUAAAGAUAUUAGAGCCAUUGAAACUCCAGGAAGAGAUGCAGUUCAUACUCCAGUUAACAAUCAAAGAAUAAUUUAUAAGUCUAAAACACUUGGUAAACUGGUUAGAGGAAGAAUAUGUCGCAUAAGGGAAGAAGAAAAUCCCACAUGUGAUAUAUUUGCAAUUGAUUAUGGUUGCAUGGAUACUGGUGUGAAGAUUAAAAAUAUACAUCCUCUUAACUUAAAGAUCCCGGAUUCAAAUUGUCCUGGAUUGGCUGUUCACUGUCAGUUACACAUAUGCGAACCUAAAGGAGAUGAUUUUGAACCAGAUAUUCAAGAAAAAAUGAAUUUAUUCUUUGCUGAUGGUCCAGCAAUGAUGCAUGUAGUUAAUAAAACUAAAGAUGCUCUAGUGGUUGAAAUAAUGCCUUUAGGUUCUGUUUAUGAUUUGUCUCACCUGUUGGUGUUAUAUGACUUAACAGUGUUCUCAAAACCAAGAAAAGUAAAUCAGACUUAUUCAUCAACAAAAAGUAAAGUGACACUUGUAUUAAAUUAUAAACCUAAAAAGUUAUGUGUAGGAGAUAUCUUGUUGGGCAAAGUGGUUGGAGGAGACUCUAUAAAUAACUUCUAUUUUUCUGAAAUUAGUGAAAGUGAUCAAUCAAAAGAGAAUAUUGAUGUGUCAGCAUAUUGUAAAGAUAAAUCUACGGACCAUCUCAAUAUGGUUAUAGGAGAACCAUGUGCUGUGGAAAUUAAUAGAAACUGUUUUGAACGUGCCAUUAUAAAGGCUGUUAACGACAAGGAACAUACUGCAACCCUAUUCCUUGUAGACAAAGGAACAAACAUAGAAAGCAAGUUCUCUUGCCUUAAGCCUGUGCUUGACAAAGAAUACUAUGAUGUACCAAUGCGAGCUAUUCAUUGUUUAUCUAUUGAGGAGGAAGUCAAUGGAGUACCUUUCAAAUACUUUUUAUCUGAUUCUAUAAAAUCACAAUUUAAAUUAACAGUUGUAAUCAGAAAAUUAGGUGAUUUUCCUCUUAAACCUAAUAAAAUUAAGAUUCUUUGGGUAGAGAAGUAG
Molecule: messenger RNA, 1149 nt
Organism: Spodoptera littoralis (African cotton leafworm)
Lineage: Eukaryota; Metazoa; Arthropoda; Insecta; Lepidoptera; Noctuidae
Source: the annotation of a GenBank genome assembly